UAACCGGAAAAAAAUUAUCGAAAAUAUCGAUACCAAAGAAAAAUAUAAUCGAAAAAGUUAUCGAACAAAAAUUAUCGAUUACUUGCAAAUGUUUAACAUUUGCCACACAAGUAAGUUGAAAAACUUUGCGCCGUCAUGAGCAUUGAUGUCACAGCGUCUCAUGAUGUCGCCGAAACUUCCAACACAGACGAUCCAGUCUCCAGCUGUGAGAUCACAGAGGCCGAUACGACCAGUUUUGAAAUUGACGAAAGUGAGGAUGAGGCCACCAUUACGGACCAGCUGGUCGAUGAUGUGGCCACCGCCCCGCCACUAAAUGUCGCCACCACAACAAUACGACCGUUGUAUAACAAUGGCGAGCGCAAAAAUAGCAACGUUGGCCGCAGCAGAAGCAAAAGCCGCAGCAGCAGUCACAGUCGCAGUAGCAGUAGCAGUCGCAGCAACAGCAGCACCUACAGUAUCAGUAAUAUACCGAGGGAUGCCAAUGCGAAUGUAGCAAGUGAUCUCAACAAGAAUGAAUUUAUAGCCGUUGUUACAAUUAAUACGCUUAAUCCAUUAACGACCAGCAAUCUUGCCGACGAACAAACAACCACUGUUAUUGAGCAACAACAACCCCACGCGCAACAACAACAAGAACGCACUAAGAAUACGCCAGCGAUUUUCGCCAGAGCCGACACGGAGGAUAAUAGUGGUUCAAAGACAUCCACUGCCUCGCACACCACUUCAUCGACGCCCACAACGGCAGAUGUCGCUAAUGUCGUGAUGGAUGCUUCUGCUUUUAAUUUAAUGAAGAAAAAUGCCGUGCUUGCUCUGCCAGCGACACAAGCACAGUUACAAAUGAUCGUCGCUUCGGCGGCUGUUACUGCACAACAACAACAACAACAAAAAUUUUUAAUAGAGUCAAACAAUGCAACUUCCAUAUCCGAGGACAAUAUAUCGUUUUCCAUAGCAACAACUACAACAACAACUAUCACUGAUUUAGACACAGACAAUAUUUGCACCGCUAGUCCAGACGCUAAGAUAAUGCUGACCAAACGUGCACUACUACAAAAUCAAUUAGCUAAUUUAAGUCAAAAUCAAUCGGCUUCGGCGAGCGCUGCUAGUGACCCAACUGCAACACUGGCAUAUGUAACGAGCGGCAAUGAUAUGCCACUUCCGCCGGUGGUGACGGUAAAAACGCAAUGGCGCUGGGUGAAUUGGACCCGUUGGCUCUGCUUGCAUUUUAAGAGUUCCGGCAUUGGCGAGCCUAGCGUCUACCACGCCUUGAUCGUAAUAUUUUUAGAAUUCUUCGCCUGGGGUCUUUUAACAAUGCCAGUAAUAUCGACCCUGAAUCAAACAUUUCCCGAUCACACGUUCCUCAUGAACGGACUAGUUAUGGGCAUUAAAGGCAUACUGUCCUUUCUGAGUGCACCGCUUGUGGGCGCACUCUCGGACAUUUGGGGGCGUAAAUUUUUCCUACUCAUCACAGUAUUCUUUACGUGCGCACCAAUACCGCUGAUGGCCAUCAAUUCGUGGUGGUUCUUCGCAAUGAUCUCGAUUAGUGGUGCGCUGGCAGUUACAUUUUCCGUGGUGUUCGCUUAUGUGGCUGAUGUCACUACCGUUGAGGAGCGUUCGCGUGCGUACGGCUUAGUUUCAGCUACAUUCGCCGCCAGUCUGGUAAUUUCACCCGCACUCGGCGCUUUACUAAUGGAGACCUACGGCGAUACAUUAGUGGCUGCGCUGGCCACCGCCAUUGCGGUGCUAGAUGUUUUCUUCAUAUUGGUGGCCGUGCCCGAAAGCUUGCCAGAAAAAAUACGUCCUUCAUCUUGGGGUGCGCCCAUUAGCUGGGAGCAGGCUGAUCCCUUUUCCGCGCUGCGGAAGGUAGGCUCCGAUCAGACCAUACUAAUGCAAUGUGUCGCUGUGCUUUUGUCAUAUCUGCCUGAGGCGGGGCAAUACUCGUGCAUAUUUGUUUAUUUGAAAUUGAAAAUGGGCUUCAAUUCAAUGGAAGUGGCCGUUUUCAUUGCUGUUGUUGGUACGCUAAGCAUAUCCGUGCAGGUGACUUUGGGUUAUCUAAUGCGGGUAUUUGGUGCAAAAAAUACUAUUAUUUUAGGUUUAGUACUAGAAAUGUUACAAUUAUUUUGGUAUGGACUUGGCAGUAAGUCUUGGAUGAUGUGGGCUGCUGGCAUUUUGGCCGCACUCGGUUCGAUAACUUAUCCAGCGAUAAGCGCCUUUGUUUCAAUUCAUUCGCACCCCGACAGACAAGGUGCCGUUCAAGGAAUGGUAACUGGCAUGCGUGGUCUCUGCAAUGGUUUGGGACCGGCUUUAUUUGGUGUAAUUUUCUACUUAUUCAAUGUGGACUUGAACGAUGACAUGUUGGGAAAACCUGAUGACCCAGUACAAAAUGACAGUAAUAAAUACACAGAAUUGAUACCAGGUCCACCAUUCGCUAUUGGCGCACUUAUGGUAAUACUGGCGAUUUUGGUUGCAAUCUACAUUCCAGACAAACACAAUGAUAUCAAUGUGAAUCGAACUUCGAGUGAAAAGAAGCGUGCCUCCGUGGAUGUGCAGUAUGAAAUCGAGUGCGGCAACAAGUCGACGAGUCCACUAGCACCCCUAAUGCGAUCCGACUCAAUGGCACAAUUGUAGCUUUUAGUAAAUUAAAACCAAAUAUAAAAAGGACAUAUUUGUUUUCGUAUUUUUCGAAGAAUUUGUGAAAUGCUAAGCAGAGGAAAGGAUAAAAAGAAAAAAAAAAGAUCUAAAAAAACCUUAAAUAAGUGCUGACUUUUUUUAUUUUGUAGAUGCUAAAUUUUAAGCUAAUUACAAAAUGAAUUCCUAUACUGAAGUUAUUUAUAAUUUUAACUUUAAUUUAAAAAGAGCAAAUGUAUUUUUAAUGCAUGUAUGCAUGUUCGUUCUGUAUGUAUGUAUGUGCUGUAUAUAAAAGAAACAAACAAACAAACAAAAAAAUCACAAAAACAAUUGUAGAAUAUUAAAAGAAAGAAGAGCUCUGAGCUUUGUUUAUGGUUUUAUUUUUAAAACCCAAUUUUUGAUUAAUAAAUUUGUAAAAUACGCAAUUGUCCCAACGUCCCCACAUACGAUGUUGUGCUAUAAUUAUUUAGUUACAUAAUUAGCAACAGUAUGCAUAUAUGUUCGCAUAAAUGGCAAUCUGUUUUAGUUAUUUUUUUCACUUUAGGUGGCUACUCCACUAAGUUCAAAUGUACACUUUAAUAAUGAGAGUUGAAAUAUUUUUGUGAAACCUUAAACUUAGCGUUGUACUGGAAUAUAAUAAAAACAAAGAGAACGAGUGCGUUAAGCAGAUUGCAUAUCUUAAAA
This is a messenger RNA of Bactrocera tryoni, 3306 nucleotides long. RefSeq names its product hippocampus abundant transcript 1 protein. The record is from RefSeq and is a predicted model, not a curated record. Gene Ontology annotation, biological process: transmembrane transport. Gene Ontology annotation, cellular component: membrane. Bases 136 to 2622 code for a protein of 828 amino acids. The transcript is spliced from 9 exons. Gene Ontology annotation, molecular function: transmembrane transporter activity. Lineage: Eukaryota; Metazoa; Arthropoda; Insecta; Diptera; Tephritidae.